AUGACCUAUCAAGGUGGUAAUGGAAUACAAAGCCACAAUAUAAAGAAAAAUCAUGAAUAUGUAAAAGUUAAUAAUCAUAAGGAGAAUAAUGCUAAAUGUAAGAGGGAGGAAAAUGGUGCAGCAAGAGAUAUUUACAACAAUUUUGAAAAUAAACUAAUUGAUAUCAAAUGUGAUAAUAGUUUGUCAAAACAAAGCAUUAGAAGAGAAGAUAAUAAAAAUAUAAAAACAUCAAAAACUGCCGAUAAUAACAAUCAAAUAUCAAAGUCUUCAAAAAGGAAGAAAAAUUUAGAUGUUGAAGAAAAAAACAAAAUUGAUAAUAUUGAAAAACCCAAAAUGAAGAUGAAAAGUAGUAAAAAAUCAAAAAAGAACAAAAAUUCCAACAAGAAAUCUAAAAACAAAGAAACAGCUAACUCUAUUUCAAAAGAUCCUACUAGUGAAGCAGAUAAAGUAAAAGAUGAUAAGAAAACAGCCGAUGUUGAAGUAUGCUUCGAUAUAAACGAAGACUACAACCGUGAAGAAAUUACUUUAGAAGCUCCUCAACUUUUUGGAGAUUCUGAAUGGGUUCAGCUAAACGCAGAUGAUGAUUCAAGUGAUGUAUAUAUUGCGCCAGUAAGUGAUGACUAUGUACCAGAUAUACGACCUGAAAUUCCAGAUGAAUAUUACCCAGAUUUCACGUCAGACAAGACAUAUUUAAGUAAAGAAGAAUAUGAAUACAACUUUCACGACAGACAUUACUACAAUUCUGAUAAUAAAGCAGAAAUGAGUAUUGAAAGCCGAAGAUACGAACACAUAGACGGAAGAAAUUCUAAACAUUUUGAUGACGUCACCGAUGACGUGAUAACUAGACAUGAUAAAAACAGUAAACAAAAUAAAAAUCAUAAAAGUAACAUACUUUCUUCAGAACUUGAAUUUCGUACUCCACCGCCACUUUUGUUUCCAGAUUUCAAAACUGAAAUGAUUAAUAGAGAUAGUUUUACUUCUAGAAGUGAAUAUCAUCAAGUAGAUAAUGACGAAAACUAUAGUGAUAGUAGACAUCACUAUAAGAUUCCAUUUUAUGACCUAAAAGAAUCUAAACCCCUAGAACUAGAUAAUAAAAAUCAAGUUGAAACUGUUUUCGCGCAUUCGAAAGUUAUAAAAUAUGGCAACACACCAAAUAAAGAAGAUAUAUCAUCGAUUGCUUCAAAAACAACAAGAAACGAUGACAAAAAUCUAUUUUCUACGGAUGGAAAGACAACAGUAAUUAUUGCUAGAUCUUUGGGUUAUCCAGGGGAAUACUAA
This is a messenger RNA of Melitaea cinxia (Glanville fritillary), 1278 nucleotides long. RefSeq lists its product as uncharacterized. Lineage: Eukaryota; Metazoa; Arthropoda; Insecta; Lepidoptera; Nymphalidae. The coding region runs from base 1 to 1278 and encodes 425 amino acids. The transcript is spliced from 3 exons. The record is from RefSeq and is a predicted model, not a curated record.